UGCUAUUGCCCAGGAAUACCUUAUGGAGUGUAUCAUUCAGGUGUUCCCCGAUGAGUUUCAUCUCCAGACACUAGACCCCUUCCUCAAGUCUUGUGCCCAACUGGAAACUGGAGUGAAUGUCAAAAACAUUAUUAUAUCACUGAUUGAACGACUAGCGGCCUAUAAUCAGCGGAGCGGCAAGACCAGCGGUAAUGCAAUUGAUGCCAUCAUACCCGCUGAGGUUGAGCUGUUCGAGGUCUUUAGCGUCCAGGUGGCCAAUAUUGUGCAGGCACGCACGGAUAUGCCCUUGGAAGACACUAUUUCAUUGCAGGUUGCUUUGCUAAGCUUGGCUCAGAAAGUGUAUCCUGAUCGUGUGGAUUAUGUGGACAAAGUGCUGGGCACUACCGCACAAAUCCUGCAGCGCAUGAACAUGAACAACAUUUCACAUCUGUUGUCCGUGAAUCAGGAGUUGUCCAGGCUGCUCCGGAUCUGCAUCGACUUUUACAACAACGCACUAACUAUUAUCCAACUGAACAACUUCUGCCCCCUUCUGGAAAAGUUCGACUACACCUCCCGAAAAUCUCUGGCCUUGUAUUUGGUGAUGAACAUCUUAGACAACGAGACUCUUGUAACCACGGCCGACCAGGCGGACAGCUUACUGACCAUUAUCACACCUCUUAUCAAGGACGAUGAUACGAACAAGGACAACCCAGCGGCCGCAGGGGUCAACAGUGCAGACGCAGAGGAGUUUGCCGAGGAACAGGGCGUUGUGGCAAGGUUCAUCCAUCUUAUGCGUUCUGAUGAGCCCGAUAUGCAGUACAAAAUGCUGCAGACUGCCCGCAAACAUCUUGGCAACGGUGGCGGCCCACGUCUGAAGCAUGUCUUACCGCCCCUGGUCUUUGCUGCCUACCAGCUGGCGUUCAAGUACAAGGCCAUUUCUGAGCAGGACGAAAACUGGGACAAAAAGUGCCAAAAGAUUGUGCAGUAUUGCCACAGUACCAUCAGUGCUUUGGCCAAGGCUGAUCUGGCCGAUCUGGCGUUGCGCUUGUAUCUGCAGGGAGCUCUGGUCAUCGGCGAGAUUGGCUACACGAACCACGAGACAGUGGCCUAUGAGUUUAUGACGCAGGCGUUUUCGUUGUACGAGGACGAGAUCUCCGACUCGAAGGCCCAACUGGCAGCCAUAACGCUGAUUAUGUCCACCUUCGAGCAGAUGUCAUGCUUCGGAGAGGAGAAUGCCGAGCCCCUGCGGACGAACUGCGCGCUGGCCGCCUCCAAGUUGCUGAAAAAACCGGACCAGUGUCGUGGUGUGGUGGCCUGUGCAGCUCUCUUCUGGAGUGGCAAGCAAAACGGUGAGGAGAUGCGUGAUGAGAAGAGAACCCUGGACUGCCUGAAGAAGGGUGCUCGCAUUGCCUCGCAGUGCUUGGACACUGGAGUGCAGGUCCAGUUGUAUGUGGAGUUGCUGAACCAUUAUUUGUUUUACUUUGAGCGCGGAAACUCGCUUAUCACGGUGGCCAUGCUUAACCAGCUUAUUGCCAAGGUUAACGAAGAGCUGCCCAACCUGGAGCCAAGCGAGGAGACCAAGCAGAUCGAGAGCCACUAUAAAAACACACUGGCACACAUACGCAGUCGCAUGGAUUCCAACGAUUCAACGUUGGAGGUCUCCUUUGCGGGCAUCACCCUCAACUAGACCCGCCCACCCACCUUGGACACAUCCAGCACUAAACGGAAAGCUGAACGCCAGGAGGGCGUACUGUUAGUUAUCCAAAUGGCCGCAGGUCGUUAUGGCAUCAAAAUUGCAUGUGUGAAAAAUGAAAUUCCAUGGUUAGGAAAGUUGUGGGCCUUCGACCAAACAGCAGAGUGCUUACUGACUUUUGUUUUGUCAAUUUAAUUUCGAUCGCGUAUUUGUAAGUGCAAAGUAAGAAAACAUUCUUGAUUAUUUUUCCUGAUUUAAUUAGUACGAUAGCUAUGUAUGCGUAAAUAACCCCAAGCAGAAGAUUUGAACUUCACUAUCCCCAAAUAUAUCCCCCCCCCUAAUGUCCUACUCUCAGCAAGAAUAUUGUGAAGAUAUUGUUAAACAAAAAUGAUUAUACAAUAUUACAUACGAUUAUCGAUUAUUGCCCGACACGUUAUAAUUAUGUA
Molecule: messenger RNA, 2118 nt
Organism: Drosophila bipectinata
Lineage: Eukaryota; Metazoa; Arthropoda; Insecta; Diptera; Drosophilidae
Source: RefSeq, a predicted model, not a curated record